UUUUCCAUGUGCUCCCGCUGGCUCCCACAGAGAGACUGGGAAAGAGAAACAAAACAAAAGAGAGAAAAAGAGCAGCUGCUUCGACUCUUCUUCUCUCGCUCCGUAAUCCCCAGCGCUCAUCCUAGAGAAUAUUGGAAGCAUCGCGGCGGCGAAUGGCGACGGCGACGCCUCUCCUCCCUCUCCUCCUCUUCCUCACUCUCGCCACCGUCUCCGCCGACAAGUUCACCGUCGGCGACUCCAAGGGCUGGAACCCAGGCGUCAACUACACCGAGUGGGAGAAGAAGCACCGCCCCUUCCACGUCGGCGACUGGCUCGUGUUCUACUAUCAGGAGGGGAUGGCGGAUGUGGUGCAGGUGGACGAGGUGGCGUACAACAAGUGCGAUGCGUCCAACCCCAUCACCAACUACAGCAAGGGAAGGAGCUACGCCUUCGAGCUCAAUCACACCAAGAGCUAUUACUUCAUCUGUAGUUAUGGCUACUGCUACCAGGGAAUGAAGCUCGCCGUCAAGGCCGAGCCCCUUCCCUCGCCGUCCGCUUCCCCGUCCCACAAGCCCUCCGGCGCACCAUCUAUUCUUCCAAGAUCCGCCGCCGCCGUGACUCUUGCCGCCGCCGCCGCCGCCGCCCUCGCCGCUGUGCUCCGGUUAGUGUGAAAGGAAGGGCAUUUUCCAUUUCCCCCUAUUUUCGUUCUGUUCCUUUUGUCUUCAUUGAGUGGGUGUUGCUUGCGAGAGAAUGAGAGAGAGCGCGAGGGGUUUGUUUGCCAUCUGAAAUUCAACAGAAAGAGGUGAUGUUUUAUUUUUUCUGGUGUUGCGAAGUGUAAUUUGUUCUUUUUGAUAUGGAAUUUUAUGGAAGUUUGGAGAUCUCUCACUGAGAUCCUUUUCUUUUA
This is a messenger RNA of Phoenix dactylifera (date palm), 883 nucleotides long. Its product is annotated as mavicyanin-like. NCBI's taxonomy places the organism in Eukaryota, Viridiplantae, Streptophyta, Magnoliopsida, Arecales, Arecaceae. Gene Ontology annotation, cellular component: plasma membrane. The record is from RefSeq and is a predicted model, not a curated record. Gene Ontology annotation, molecular function: electron transfer activity.